CGCAGAGUCUCAGAGUCUUCACAGGACACACUUCUCUCUGACCCUUUUUCCAGUUUUUGUUUUUCCCUACUUCAGCAAACUCUCUGAUAAUGAAGUUCAACCAUGAUUCAUCAUACCAUAACCAUAAUCAAAGUAAAAAACGAAAGCAACCCCAUGUUGAUAAUUAUACAUCCCUGGAAUUGUCUACUUCCAACAUGAACCCCAGAAGAAUGCAUGCUCCUGCUUUUCUGUGUUUUAGGCAUAAUGUUUCUGUGUCUUAGGCAUAAUGUUCUGGAAGAAUGUUAUCAGAAAGAAGUGUUUGAAGUUGCAAAGAGAAGGAACACAAUAGCCGUGUUGGAUACAGGUUCUGGUAAGACCUUGAUUGCAGUGAUGAUUAUGAAAGAGGUUGGUGGAACCAUCAAGUCUUUGGGAGUGAAGAGGCUGAUUGUUUUCUUGGCUCCCACAGUUCAUCUAGUCAAUCAGCAAUUCAGUAAUAUAAAAUAUCUAACAGAUUUUCAAGUUGAGGAAUACUAUGGGGCUAAAGGAGUUGAUACAUGGACUUUGAAGACAUGGGAGCAGGAAAUUAGUAACAAUGAUGUAUUGGUUAUGACACCCCAGAUUCUUUUGGAUGCCUUAAGAAAAGCAUUUCUGCGUAUGGAAAUGAUAUGUUUGAUUGUUAUUGAUGAAUGCCAUAGAGCAACUGGCAAUCAUCCCUAUACAAAAAUAAUGAAGGAAUUUUAUCACCCAGCAAAUGAAAAGCCAAAGAUUUUUGGGAUGACAGCAUCACCAGUUGGUAAAAAAGGUGUUUCCUCUACUACGGAUUGUGAGGAUCAAAUAUCAGAACUUGAAAGCAUCUUGGAUUCUCAGAGAUAUACUGUUGAAGAUCGGAAAGAGAUGAAUAGAUAUAUAUUGUCUGCUAAAGAGAGUUGUAGAUAUCAUGACCCAGCACGAUUUUCUGCCUUGAGUUUGAAACCAAAGAUUGAAGCCUUGUGGUCCAAGUUUGAUGCAUUUUUAUCAGGAAAUAAACGUAACUACAGGAAUGUGGAGAAUAAAGUCAAGACACUGUCUCAGCGAAUGUUCAAUGAACUUGGAAAAAUUUUACAUUGUCUUGAAGAUCUUGGAAUCCUAUGUGCUUAUGAGGCAGUUAAAAUCUGUCACGAGAAUUUCUCCAACAAAACUGAAGGAAUGUGUGAAAUUUACAGAACCGGUUAUCUUCAGUGUAUAACUUUUGUUGAAGAAGUAAUAAAAUUAAUUGAAGAAUCUCUCAAUUGUGAUGAUAAAAACAUUUUUGGGGUUGAUUUUGAUUAUUCAAAGGCAGAAGAUAUGGGAUACAUAUCUCCAAAGUUACUUGAACUUAUUAAAAUUUUCCAAUCACUUGGAGAAUCUAGUCAGGUGUUGUGCCUUAUUUUUGUUGAUAGAAUCAUUACAGCUAAGGUGAUUGAAAGAUUUGCAAAGAAAGUUCCCCGUAUUUCGCAUUUCUCAGUUUCCUAUUUAACUGGAAACAAUACAUCGGUUGAUGCUGUGGCUCCUAAAAGGCAGAAGCAGAUAUUGGAAUCUUUUCGCUCUGGAAAGGUCAAUCUAUUAUUUACUACUGAUGUACUUGAGGAAGGAAUUCAUGUGCCAAACUGCUCAUGUGUGAUACGAUUUGACCUCCCAAAGACUGUUCGUAGUUAUGUCCAAUCUCGCGGAAGAUCUAGGCAGGCUAACUCCCAAUUUGUUGUGAUGUUGGAGAGGGGAAACCUGAAGCAAAGAAAUCAGCUCUUUGACAUCAUAAGGAGUGAGCGCUCCAUGACCGACGCAUCUAUCCAUAAGCACCACGAAUCUAGUGUAAAGAUAUUUACACUGGAGAAAAAAGAUGCAUACUAUGUGGAAUCUACCGGAGCUUCUGUGACUUUAGAUUCUAGUGUUAAUCUUAUCCACCGAUACUGUGGAACGCUUCCACGAGAUCAGUACUCCUCUGCAAAGCCCAGUUAUGUGUUUCUGCCCGUGGAAGGGGGUUUCCAAUGUAAAUUAACAUUACCAUCUAAUUCAGUCCUCCAGCCAAUAAUUGGUCCAUUAGGAAAAGAUAUUCGUUUGGCAAGGCAUCUUGCUUGUUUCGAAGCUUGUAAGAAGUUGCAUCAAAUGGGUGCUUUAAAUGAACAUUUGGUUCCAUUCAUUGAAGAUCUUUCAGACAAUGAUCAUAUCACAAAAAAUAAAGACUCUACUUUACGGGCAGGAACCACGAAGAGAAAGGAGUUACAUGGAACAGCCAACAUUUGUGCACUAAGUGGUGCAUGGGGAGACAAACUUGAUGUUGCAGCCAGAUUUUAUGCCUACAAACUAGAAUUCACAUGUAGUAUUGUUAACGAAAUAUACUCUGGGUUUGUUCUUUUGAUUGAGUCAAAGCUUGAUGAUGAUGUGGGAAAUAUUGAAUCAGAUCUUUAUUUAGUCUCAAAGGUUGUGAAAGCUUCUGUCUCUUCAUGUGGGCAAGUUGAUUUGGAUGCUAAACAGAUGAUGAAAGCAAAAUGCUUCCAUGAGCUUUUUUUCAAUGGUUUGUUUGGUAGACUGGUGUUUAGGUCAAAAUCAGCAGGAGAAGAAGCAGAAUUUUUACUUCAAAAGGACACAAAAUCAUUAUGGAGAGAAAAACACUUAUAUCUGCUUCUACCACUUGAGAAAUUGAGUGGUAUUUGUGAGGGAGCCUUGCAAAUUAAUUGGCACGGAAUCGAUUCUUGUGCAUCUGCUAUUGAAUUCAUGAGGAGAAGAUUUUCUUUGUUCACUGGAGAUUGUGAUGAUAAUGGAAUAAUCACAUCACCUCAGGAUACCAGUUCAAUGGAGAUGGACUAUGUUGGAACAAACAAGAUUCCCUUUGCUAAUUGUGUGCUUGAUGCUGACAAUAUAAAAAACACGUUGGUUUUGGCCAUUCAUACUGGAAAAAUAUAUUGUGUUAUUGACAUUGACAGUAACCUGUCUGCUGAAAGCCCUUUCUUUGGAAAUAAUGAAAAAUCCAAGGAACAACUUACCUACUCAGAUUAUUUCAGCAAAAGGUAUGGGAUUACACUGAGACAUCCAAGACAGCAUCUUUUACUGUUAAAGCAAAAUCAUAAUCCACACAAUCUUCUUUUUAACUUCCAUGAGGAAGAUGCGCGAGACAAAUCUUCAAAAAAUGGCUCUACAACCUCCAAAAUGCCUGCACAUGUUCACGUCCCACCUGAGCUUCUAUAUGUUCUUGAAUUUAAAAGAAACGUGUUGAGGUCAUUGUACUUGUUGCCAUCUCUAAUGUACCGCAUUGAAUCAUUAAUGUUAUCUAGUCAGCUUAGAGAAGAGAUAGAUGGUCAAACUACCAAGUCCAACAUAAAUAGCUCACUGAUUCUAGAAGCAAUUACAACUAUGAGAUGCAGUGAAAGUUUUUCAAUGGAACGUCUUGAGUUGCUAGGAGAUUCUGUUUUAAAGUAUGUGGUGAGCUGUCACCUCUUUCUUAAAUAUCCCAAGAAACAUGAAGGACAAUUAUCUGCCAGAAGAUCUCUUGCAGUUCGUAAUUCAACCCUUCAUAAAUUUGCACUAGAGCGCAAAUUACAGGGUUAUAUUCGAGACUCUGCAUUUGAACCACGACGGUGGGUUGCUCCAGGACAGCGUUCUAUACACCCUGUUUGUUGUGAUUGUGGAUUGGAAACCCUUGAAGUGCCUUUAGAUGUUAAAUACUACACUGAGGAUCCAAAAGUUGUGGUUGGGAAGUUUUGUGACAGGGGUCACCGCUGGAUGUGUUCUAAGACUAUUGCUGACUGUGUUGAAGCUCUGAUAGGAGCAUACUAUGUGGGUGGUGGACUCUUUGCAUCACUUAAUGUGAUGAAAUGGCUUGGAAUUGGAGCAGAACUUGAACUAUCCUUGGUUGACGAAGCAAUCACUGCUGCCUCUCUGCAUGCUUGCGUGCCAAAAGAAAGUGAGAUUGCAGGCCUUGAAAACAAAAUUGGGUAUGAAUUUUCUGUCAAGGGACUCUUACUGGAGGCUAUCACACAUUUGUCUGAGAAAGAACUUGGGAUUGGAUGCUGUUAUGAGAGGCUUGAAUUUCUUGGUGACUCAGUGUUGGACCUGCUUAUCACAUUGCAUUUAUAUAAGAGUCACACAGAUAUUGAUCCAGGGGUGUUGACUGACUUGCGAUCUGCCUCUGUCAAUAAUGACAACUUCGCUCAAGUUGUUGUUAGACAUAACCUUCACCAGCAUCUCCUACAUGGCUCGGGAUUAUUACUGAGCCAGAUAUCAGAUUAUGUAAAGGCCAUUUCUGAAUCGGAUCCUGGAUCAUUUCCAAGCAUUAGAGCUCCGAAGGUACUUGGAGAUCUACUGGAAAGUAUUGUUGGGGCAAUGCUAAUUGAUACCAAGCUCAGUCUAGACCGAGUUUGGGAGGUUUUCUGUCCUCUAUUAUCUCCCAUAGUUACGCCUGAAAAUCUUGAAUUGCCUCCAUUUCGUGAAUUAAAUGAACUGUGUGAUUCUCUAGGGUAUUUUGUGAAAAUAAGUGAUAACUGUGAAAAAAAGGGAUCCAUGGUUCAUGUUGAGGUUAGUGUACAGUUGCCAAAUGAUUUGUUGGUUCGUGAAGGAAAGGGGGCAAAUAAGAAAACUGCAAAAGGAGAAGCUUCUUUUCAUUUGUUGAAGGACCUUGAGAAGCGGGGAAUUUCAUAUUGUAAUUUCAUGUCCAAGGGAAAAAGAGAUAAUGCUGUCCAUACCAAUGAUUCACCUCAUCUCAAAAUGGAUUCUAGUACUUGUUUUACUCUAAUUGAAGAAAAUUCCUCAGAGCUGGUACAUAAAAGGAACAGAUUGGAUGGAACUAACCCAACUGAAAGUAUUUUGCCUCUCAAUGACUCUUCCAUUGACGACUCCAUUCCAGUUAAGUUAUCAAUUAAUAUGAAAAAGGGAGGACCACGGAACACACUAUAUGAGUUGUGUAGGAAACUACAGUGGCCAGUGCCUGCAUUUGAUUCAACAGAAUAUAAAGAUAGAUCUCUAUUUGAAUCCUGUGAAGCCCUGCAAGGAACCAAGGGACUGAACUGCUUUGUUUCAAAAAUUACCUUGUGCAUACCCAAGUAUGGAAAUAUUGAGUGCCAAGGAGAAGCUAGAAGUGAUAAGAAAGCCUCCUUUGACUCUGCUGCAGUUAAAAUGCUUCUUGAGCUGCAAAAAUUGGGAAAAGUUGAAAUUGAUCCUCCCCUUUCUAGUUAGGGAGAAGAAGGGAAAAAGAGAAGGGCUGGUGGUACUACAAUUUUUUGCCCCUGAAAAACAAGAACUGACAUUCUGUGCCAUUAAUCUGGUAAAUUGUCAGAUUGAUGACAGAGUACUGUUAGUUAACAGUAUUUUGGGGUUGCACAUUUGUGUUACAGUAUUGUGACCCAAAGAAGAGAAAGAUUGGGAAACAAAAAAGAGUGAAUUGGAACCAACGAGGUGGUCCUUUUCCUUUCCUUUCCUUUCAUUCUGUGGGGAAAGUUUGUAGUUUUUAUUUAGAAAUAAAACUGUUAGACUUGUCUUUGAUGGUAUAAUAUUGCAUGUACAUGCAUCCACCAAAAAUUAAUGCAUGUACAUGUAUGUAAUAUCAGGGUGCUGGGCAAGUGAAAGAAUAAAAUUGCACAAAUAAGCAAUGCUGAGAUGGGAUCUGUAGGUUUAUGAAGUAUGAGUGUAUUAAUAUUAACAUCAUUUAUUGUUGUUAAUAAGCUACUGUGUCUGUCUGUCAUUUUUAAAAUACAUGAAAUAAUUAUUCAGAAAUAAAGGAUUGCAAACUCAAA
Messenger RNA from Vigna unguiculata (cowpea), 5720 nucleotides. RefSeq names its product dicer-like 3 (gene DCL3). NCBI's taxonomy places the organism in Eukaryota, Viridiplantae, Streptophyta, Magnoliopsida, Fabales, Fabaceae. The record is from RefSeq and is a predicted model, not a curated record. Gene Ontology annotation, molecular function: ATP binding; RNA binding; protein binding. Gene Ontology annotation, cellular component: cytoplasm; nucleus. Gene Ontology annotation, biological process: siRNA processing.